AUGAAACCCUCAACACCCUCCUACAUCUGCGCAACCUGUGCCCGCGCUCUCCGAACCCAAUCCUCCAAACCACCCGCGUUUCGGACCUUCACCACCACCUCAUCCACUCCAGCACCACGCAACGAACCCUCCGAAACCCCACCCCGAUGGCAACAAACGCCCCCCGCCAUGCGCAUGCCCAUCCGCCUGCGCCCCGAACCCAACCAACCCGUCUGGACCGUCAACGACUCGCUCGAGAACCUCAACAGCGCCUACGAUACCUUCAUCGGGUCCGCGGUGCCCAGGAAGCGAGGCUCUGAACUGCUAGAUGAGGAGACGAAGUGGCUGGCCAUCACACACAAAUCCUUCGAUCACGGGCGGAGAGGCUUCAACGAUCGGCUGUCAUUCUUGGGGAAGAGGAUUCUAGAUCUGCAGUGUUCCCUGGGCCUGCUGAGUAUGCCGCAGCCGGAGGGGAUGAGGGAAGUCAAUGGGAAGGAUGUGUUUAAACACCGGGCGUUGGAGGGACUCGAGAACAUAACACCCUUCGCGAAGCAGCAAGUCCUCGAUCCAUCACGGCUAGCAUCACUAGCAAAUCAAUACGGCAUCGAUCGCGUCGUGCGCUGGAAGCCGAAGAAGAGCGAUAAUCUGGAAGGUUCGGGUGUGGAGACGGUUCUCGCGCAUACGAUAUACAGCGUGAUAGGGGCAUUGGCCAUGCAGAGAGGCGGCGAGGUGGCAGCCAAGGUCGCAAGAGAAAGAGUCUUGCAGCCAUUGGGAUUGAGAUGA
Molecule: messenger RNA, 762 nt
Organism: Fulvia fulva
Lineage: Eukaryota; Fungi; Ascomycota; Dothideomycetes; Mycosphaerellales; Mycosphaerellaceae
Exons: 2
Coding region: 1-762 (253 amino acids)
Biological process (GO): RNA processing; mitochondrial translation
Cellular component (GO): mitochondrial large ribosomal subunit
Molecular function (GO): structural constituent of ribosome; ribonuclease III activity
Source: RefSeq, a predicted model, not a curated record